Toxotes jaculatrix (banded archerfish) is the source of this 3458-nucleotide messenger RNA. RefSeq names its product TEF transcription factor, PAR bZIP family member a (gene tefa). The coding region runs from base 226 to 1194 and encodes 322 amino acids. The transcript is spliced from 5 exons. Lineage: Eukaryota; Metazoa; Chordata; Actinopteri; Toxotidae. The record is from RefSeq and is a predicted model, not a curated record. Gene Ontology annotation, biological process: regulation of transcription by RNA polymerase II. Gene Ontology annotation, cellular component: nucleus. Gene Ontology annotation, molecular function: RNA polymerase II cis-regulatory region sequence-specific DNA binding; DNA-binding transcription factor activity, RNA polymerase II-specific.
AAAACCACAUGACUAUGUAAUUUUCGGAGGAAGUGGGCCAAAGCAGCGAGAGGUACGGGACGUACUGACGGUCGUUGUAACACUUUAGCGUGGAUUUUGUGGAUUUCAAAACAGUAGAAACAGUCCGUGAAACCGGCUGGAUAGCUAGCGCUGUCGAGCAAACAAGUCAACCGCUGAGCUCGCGCUUCUUCUUCAGUCACUACGUGGUGAACGUCAACAACAAAGAUGUCGGGAGAGCCGAUCCUCAUCACACUGGAAACGGGCGACGGGGCCCCGAGUUCAUUCCCGGUGGUUUUGAAGAAAGUAAUGGAAAUGCCUCCGCCGAAUAUACUGGACGGGGACGACGACACCGACAAGGAAAAGCUGUGCCUGGGAGAUGAUGUCGACCUGGGGGGAGGAGGUAGCGAUAUGGGUCCUUCAGCCGCCUUGACUCCUGCUAUCUGGGAGAAGACCAUUCCUUAUGAUGGUGAGAACUUCCACCUGGAGUACAUGGACCUGGAGGAGUUUCUCAUGGAGAAUGGCAUCCCCACCUCGACUGAUGAGGACUCCCUAAAGAGCAGCCCUGAAGCAGACACCAUUGAAACGGAGAAAGUUAAGGCUACUUCCUCUGCACAGACAAAGGUUAACAAGGCAGCAAGCGUGUCCCCAGUGGCCCUGCUGCCCAUUCAGGAGUUGGAUGGGUGUGAGGAGGAAGUGGUGAUCAUCACCAAGAGUGACACUGAUAUCAUAUGUGAUGUUACUACAGCCACUGAAGAGGACAGAGCGACCCCCGAGCCUGUCAACCCCGAGGAAAUCGUGGUCGAUAUCAACUACGAGCCAGAUCCCACAGACCUGGUUCUGUCAAGUGUGCCUGGGGGCGAACUGUUUGACCCGCGCAAACACAAGUUUACGGAAGAUGAGCUCAAGCCACAGCCUAUGAUCAAAAAGGCCAAGAAGGUGUUUGUGCCUGAAGAGCAGAAGGAUGAGAAGUACUGGCAGAGAAGGAAGAAGAACAACAUGGCUGCCAAGCGUUCACGUGACGCCCGCAGGUUAAAGGAGAACCAGAUCACGGUCCGAGCAGCUUUCCUGGAGCGUGAGAACACAGUGCUGCGGACGGAGGUCGCAGAGUUACGGAAGGAGUGCGGCCGCUACAAGAACGUUGUGGGUCGCUACGAAGCCAAAUUUGGACCACUUGCGGUGCCGGAAGACCACUAGACAACAGUUGAUUUAUUCAUUUAUUUCCUCUAAUGAAUCAAUAAAUCAAAACCAUUGAAGUUGGUUAUGUGAGAGCGCUAGAAUCGAUCAGAUGAAGAAGAGGAGGAAGAGGAGUGUGACUGUUGUUGCCAUGGAAACGCAAUAGCAUGUUAAGACCUGAUAUCUGUUUUUCUUCUUUUUUUUAUGACUUCUAUUUACCAUUCAUGGGAGUGAGAUGAGUGUGAGAGGAUAUUCAAGUGCUUCUUCAGUACACCUCUUUUAUGAAGUGUGCUUUUAUCAUGUUUUGUAUGCCUUUGGCCGAAAGAGAUCAUUUGUGAUGUUUAUUUUGGAGAAACUGUGGGUUUUAUUUUAUUUUGUUUUUUAGAUGACAUAGUUGAUAUUUAGGUAGCAGUUACAAUAGUUUAGACCAGAUUCUUAGUCAGUUUUAUGAUAUAGAAAUAAACUGAUUUGCAGGUUGCUUCCAGUUCUUUCCAUAUUUUAAUGACUUCUGAAACCCGCUUGUCCGUUUUUAUUUUCAGAUUUAUAUAUUAGUAUAUUUUAGAUUUUGUGGAGAGCUGGGCUUUUCUUUGCUCACAAAAACUUAAGACUUUUCCAGUAACCUAAGCUUCUUCAGGGGAUUACAGUGACGUGGCUAAAGAAAUGCAGCCAUGUUCACUUCUCUUCAUGUACUCACUCUUACCAGCGGCACAGAGCUGUACAUAAACACUCUGUUCUCCUUUUCAGUGUACGUCUCGCUGUCACUCUCGUGCUGUGUUUGUCGCUGAGUAGGACGCCUGCUCGGCUUCCUGCAGGUCGUCAUGUUGAGUCGUCUAUUUAAGUCUGUAACGCUUCAGACGUGUUGUGUGUAGAAUCCAUCGAUGCACGUACUGUAAAUAGUUGUAGCCUAAAAUCAUACUUUAUAUAUUAUUUUCCAACAUACAAACAUAUUCAUUCUCAUAGGACUUGAUAACUCAGAUGCAGUGCCAGUCCAGUUUUUGAACAAGCUGUCUUUAAUGUUUGGAAAAGAUAUUAAGCAAUUGUGAAUUUCUUAAAAGUUUAUGAGCUGACAUUUGGCCCCCACAGCCUCAUAAUGGCAGAGUGUCUAACAUUCUUGUGCUAAAGACAUGCUGUUUGAUGCUAAAGGAACUCUUUAAUUAGUGCUCUAUUAAAGGCAGCUGGUGGUGAAAGGUUAAGCCUGGAAAAACACAGACAUCUUUGUUGAUGUUGUCUUCUAUAGGGGCUUCUAUACCUUAAGGUAAUCAAGCUCAUAUUUAUAAUAAAUUUAAAAAUAAAUUUCUCGAGAUAAACAACGAAAAACAAUAGAAGUGUUCAAGAACCUUGAAUGUAUGCAUUUAGAUUGUAGAAUCUGUGAAGUUCUUUUUAGGAUAUUCAUCAGACUUAUCACCCAAUUUCUCUUUAUUCAUUUGUGAAUGAACUUCUUAAGAAAUUCUCUCUCAGACGUUUAAACUGGCAGUGUCUGUUGCCAGCUGAUGUUUUUUAAUCAUUCUUUUGACAAACCAGGAAGUCUCCGUAAAUGCAGACUGUAUCGGGGCAUCUUUUUCACAGAAUAAAGAAGCCCGAAGUCUCUAAAUGUCUUCUAUGUCUAAAGCCAUUUCAAUGCAGUGUGCAGUCUGCCAGUUUACAGGGGGGCAUACUUUUGAGCGUUACAUCUGAAUAUUAAAGUUGUUGAUCUGGAUUAUUUUGACAAAAAGGGAAAGACGUUGUUCUUUGCUGCUGUGCUUCCAUCCAUGAUAUUUUAACUUUUUACCAAAUUCAAUAUUCUGCUCUCUUUCUUUGGGAAAGGGUUUCAGUGUGUGAAAAAUUAAAUGCAAUCUAAACUAAUAAAGGUUAUUUUUUUUAGCAUUACAACUAGCAGUAAGUACAGUUAUCUGUCUUAUAUCUGUCCUCACCUUUUUUUUUUUUUUUAAUGAAGUGCAUUCUUCUCUGUGGACAUCAACGAUAAGUCAGGGUGGCCACAUUUAUCCACAGUUUUUGUGGAAAUAAUUUUACAGUUUAAUUUCAGUCAUGAAAGAGUCAAAUUCUCCAUAACAAAGUCUCUACAGUGUAAUUUUUGAAUCACAAUUUUUUAAUGCUUUCUGCUAUAACAGAGAUUGCGUCUGCCUUCUAUCUGGAACAGGUCAAUUUGUUAACUUUGAGGGGUUGUUUUUAAUCCUCCUGGUUCCGUCUUUGUAUUUCUUUUUAUGGAAAUGUCUUUGCAUUUUGAGUGUGGCUACUUUUUGUCUUGUAUAUACAGUAUAUAUAAAUAAAGCCUUGUUGAGAAAGUC